Messenger RNA from Racocetra persica, 296 nucleotides. The record is from the annotation of a GenBank genome assembly. Lineage: Eukaryota; Fungi; Glomeromycota; Glomeromycetes; Diversisporales; Gigasporaceae.
AUUUGUCAAACGAUCUGGUCGAUGAGGGGUAUAUGGACAAUGAUGAAAGCAUGAAUAUAGAGGAAAUGGAUAGAUACAUAACUGACCCAGGAUUUGAGAAUGGAAGUACCUCAAUUCGGACCUUAAGAGAAAGGGCCUUGAAAUCCAGAAUUAAUGAUAUAACAGAACCAUUGAUUAUGGAACUGGAUCAAAUGCAAAGAACAAAUUCCUUCGAAUACCUAUUGGUAUCGGAACUGAGGAGUAUGAGGAACGUUAUGACAGGAUUUGAUAAUAAACUAAAUGAAAUGGCUGCUCAA